GUCUACCAAGCCAAUCACCCGGAUACCCUCAUCAAGAAUCGAAACAUCCAGGCGGUGCCCAUUCGACAGCUUGAGAAGCUGGCGGCUGACUUGUGGCUCAUGUCACCUCCUUGCCAGCCAUAUUCGCGCCAAGGCCAUCAGCGCGGGCUGGAAGACGCCCGCUCUGACAGCUUUCGGUACCUCCUUGACGCCCUCACCCAGAUGAAGAACCCACCGUCGGUCAUCUUGGUAGAGAACGUGGUUGGCUUCGAGUCCAGCCAAGGCCGCGAAGAGCUGGUGGCAACGUUGAAUACCCUCCAGUAUCGAUUUCAAGAGUUUUGGCUCUCCCCAGAUCAGUUUGGGGUGCCCAAUAGUCGGUUGCGCUACUUUUUGCUGGCCAUUCGCGGCGAUCGAUUUCGUGCCGAGCCCUCUGCCACGGCAGCAGAUGCAGCUUUUGGCAACUCCUCGACCUUGAUGUAUCAUCUACCCGGUGCGCUCCAAUUCGAGCCAGGACUACCAACUAGCGAGUUUGGCACAUUCGAUGACGCCUAUCGUGUUGCUGUUGAACAAAGUCAAGUUUCCGACUAUUCAUAUCCGCAACAGGUGUGUAUCGCAGAAGCCUGCGCCAUCGGGUCAAAAAAAAAAAAAAAUAAUGCGGGAUGUCUCACGUCCCACCCGCCGCGUAUGGGGAUUUUGUCCUCCACUCAUCUCGCUCGGCACCUACCUGGCAGCGGCCGGUUGUUAUUGCGAUGGGGCCGGCUGUUGGACAUUGUGCGACCGGAAGAGCGACGCAGCUUGUGUUUUACCAAGGGUUAUUCGCAUAAAGUCGAAGGCACUGGCUCUGUGUUUCAGGUAUGCAUAUGCGUAGCAAUCCCAAUGGCGUUUGAGCAGCUCGACGUGCCGUCUCCUGGUGCGGGCUGGCCUGCUGUCGAGGCCUUGGAGCUUCGAUAUUUUACGCCACAGGAGAUGCUGCGGCUUCAUGGAUUCCCGACAGAUUUUGUUAUUCCGUCCAGCGUGACAGACCGUCAGGCCCGCAAGGCAAUUGGCAAUAGCCUUUGUGUCACGAUUGUCGCCCACUUGUUGGACCUC
Monosiga brevicollis MX1 is the source of this 1068-nucleotide messenger RNA. RefSeq lists its product as uncharacterized. The record is from RefSeq and is a predicted model, not a curated record. Gene Ontology annotation, molecular function: methyltransferase activity. The annotation marks the transcript as partial. The transcript is spliced from 7 exons. Lineage: Eukaryota; Choanoflagellata; Craspedida; Salpingoecidae.